AAGUUUGAUUGACAACCAAAAAUAACCAUUAAAUUAAUGGGAUUUGAUUCAUCCCUGAUUAAAGGCGCCUCUGUCGUCUCAGCCAUUCUCUCCAUAAUUCAACACAAAACCUCAAGAGUUUCCCAGGGAUUCUAACAAAGGUUUGUAACCUAAAGAAUGGGUUGCUGCUGCUGCUGUUUCCCUAUUCUACCUGAAAGCUCAAGAAGUAUAGAUGAGCAUGUUCCUUUAUCUCACGCCUCUUCUUCCUCUGUGGUACUACCUACUGGAUCAGUAAAUACAAACUUGGCUUCUAAUAUAUACACUGCAGCGCUUCAACCUCCUCUUCCUGUAUCAUUCUCCCCGAGAAAUCCAUCCAAAUUGCCAACAAUAACUCAGAGCAAUUCUAGCCAAGAAGCUAAACACAUACUUCCAGAGAAGCAAACAUGGCCUGUUGCUGUUGGUGAUCAAAUUGAUAUUAAUCUGAAGAAAAAAGAUCAAGAAACCAUAGACGAGUGUCCCAUUUGCUUAGAAGAAUAUGAAACAGAGAACCCGAGACUGCUCACUAAAUGUCGCCAUGAUUUUCAUCUCGCAUGCAUUCUUGAAUGGAUGGAAAGAAGCGAAGCUUGUCCAGUUUGUGACCAGGAGUUGGUACUCCCUGAGUCAUAAUCAAGAACAAGAAACAGAGAGAAUGGAACAAGAAGUGUGUGAAGAAAAAGGUACAUAAGAUUUGAUUUAGACCAGCAUUAGAUGAUAAGUGUUAUGUUAUAUGAUGAACAUUGUUACUUAAUUACAUUGACAAGCUUUGAAUUCUCCUUCUGUGUU
This is a messenger RNA of Raphanus sativus (radish), 801 nucleotides long. Its product is annotated as E3 ubiquitin-protein ligase AIRP1-like. The transcript has 5 exons. Lineage: Eukaryota; Viridiplantae; Streptophyta; Magnoliopsida; Brassicales; Brassicaceae. The coding region runs from base 157 to 645 and encodes 162 amino acids. The record is from RefSeq and is a predicted model, not a curated record. Gene Ontology annotation, molecular function: ubiquitin-protein transferase activity.